UCUCUCCAUCUCACAACAGUUUUCCUUUUUUCCUCUAUCUCCUAUUUCCUUUUCUCGUCAUAGUCAUCAUAUUUCCUAAAUCGGAUUUUCUAGAUUCCUUCAGUCCGUCAAUCUCCUUUCGCUCCAUUCUGCCGCCCUACAACCACUACCGACCUUUUCCAUAAACCACCUCCAGGCGAGGCGCAGAAUCAUCAUCAACAUAACGGGACACUCGCUUCUUUUCUUGCAGGAUAAUCAGUAAUCUGCACGUCUUCACUAUAUACCGGGCGACUCUUCUUUUUUCUUUUUUUUUCUUCAACAUCUACUUUCCCCCGAGUUAUCAUGCCCAAACACACGCGGGCAUCCAGUUCGAGUCACAACCACAACCGUUACAGCAACCCGAUGCCAAUUUCUCUCGCUCCCGCAGCAAACCCAAUCGCAAUGUACAACCAACGCAUGGCCAUGCCGCAGACGGCCUACUACACCUUGCCGUCCUCUUCGGCCCCCAUGCAGCAACAGCCGCAGCCCACGUACGAAAGCUACGCCCCGGUGUCUGCGCCCCCGGUUUCCGUGCCUCCGAUGCAACACCGCGCCUCUUCGGGAGCCUGGACCCCGCAGGAUGAUCAGCAGCUGCUCGCGGCCCGCGCCCAGGGCCUCAACUGGAGCCAGAUCCAGACCACCUACUUCCCCAACAAGACUCCCAACGCCUGUAGAAAGCGCCAUGAGCGCCUGAUGGAGCGCAAGGGGGCCGACGACUGGGACAACCGCAAGCUUGAACGCCUGGCCAAGGAGUACAUGAGCAUGAGAAAGGAGAUCUGGUCCGGUCUUGCUGCUCGCACGGGAGAGAAGUGGAACGUCGUCGAGGCCAAGUGCAUGUCGAACGGUCUCAAGAACCUACAAAGCGCGGCCCGCGCCGGGGCCAGACGGGAGCGCCUGGAGUCAGGGCAGCCACUACCACCAGGGUAUGACGAUGACAGCGGCAUCAGCGGCCUCGGGUUAACCCCAGUUGACGAGCUAGACGCGUCCUACAGUAGCCCGGAGACCGUCUCCUCCGGACACUCCGCCAGCGGCAGCAGCGCCUCAGCCGCGGGCUACAUGGCCUCCCUGCACCACCUCCAGCCCAUGCACGCAGCGCAGUACGGCGGCUACGGCCACGCCACCGGCGCCCACCACGGAUACACCAGCUCCGUCUCCUCGAACGGCUCCGUCAACGGCGGAUACGGCGGCCACGGCCAGUCUCAGUCUCCCAGCCCGUACCUUCACCCCCACGGUCAGCGAUUGCCGAGCGUGGAUAUGGGCAUCGACGCCAUCAUCAACCGACCUGGCGGCAGCCACCAGCAGCAACCCAUGUGACUGCAUGGCUCCAACAAUGAGUCCUCUCAGUGGUCCUAAGUCCCAAGUCCUUGGCUCCUAGGGGUUGAGGAUUCCUCACCUUUUCUUUUUCAUUCUCCUUAUAGGUCAUGGCGUUGUCUUGCAGGUUUUCAGGAGGCGUUUUUGGUGUGGCAUGGGUAUUCAAAUUCACCUAAAGAUAGGCUUCUGUUUUCGACUUUAGUAAGAAACUUGGGCACUCUUUUCAAGUUAUCUUCCUUUUUGCGGGAUGGAUGAGCAGCACAAAGGGAGCCAUCUUUUGCUUCCGCAUAAUGACGAACGAACUACCAGAACAGCACCUGGGAUGGAAGGGAGGUUUUGUGAUAUUUGUUUUCGAUCUUGUAUACUAGCAUCUAUAGAGAUACCAGAGGAGAGAGACCAGGUUGAGACAAAAAGGAGGGAGAGGAACCUAGGAAACCGCCAAUGGAAUGCUUUUUAAACUUGAAAAAAACAAAGG
This is a messenger RNA of Colletotrichum godetiae, 1804 nucleotides long. RefSeq lists its product as uncharacterized. NCBI's taxonomy places the organism in Eukaryota, Fungi, Ascomycota, Sordariomycetes, Glomerellales, Glomerellaceae. The record is from RefSeq and is a predicted model, not a curated record. The coding region runs from base 322 to 1332 and encodes 336 amino acids. The transcript is spliced from 2 exons.